Emericellopsis atlantica is the source of this 2874-nucleotide messenger RNA. RefSeq names its product coatomer beta subunit. Gene Ontology annotation, biological process: endoplasmic reticulum to Golgi vesicle-mediated transport; intracellular protein transport; intra-Golgi vesicle-mediated transport. Gene Ontology annotation, cellular component: cytoplasm; COPI vesicle coat. NCBI's taxonomy places the organism in Eukaryota, Fungi, Ascomycota, Sordariomycetes, Hypocreales, Bionectriaceae. The record is from RefSeq and is a predicted model, not a curated record. The transcript has 5 exons. Gene Ontology annotation, molecular function: structural molecule activity. The coding region runs from base 1 to 2874 and encodes 957 amino acids.
AUGUCUGGGUUCCUUGAGCAUUCAUACAGCUUGGUCCACCAGGACAAUGCUGCGGACGUUCCCUCCGUGUCCGAUCUGCGGACCCAGCUCGAGAAGGGGACCGACGAUUCGAAGGUUGAGACCAUGAAGCGCAUUUUGACCAUCAUGCUCAAUGGUGACUCAAUGCCUUCUUUGCUUAUGCAUAUUAUACGCUUUGUUAUGCCCGCCAAGGACAAGCGACUCAAGAAGCUCCUCUACUUCUACUACGAGAUAUGCCCGAAGCUUGACGCUGGUGGCAAGCUCAAGCAGGAAAUGAUCUUGGUCUGCAAUGGCAUCAGAAACGAUCUCCAGCACCCGAACGAGUACAUUCGCGGCAACACCCUCCGCUUCCUCUGCAAGCUUCGCGAAGCUGAGCUUAUUGAGCCCCUCCUUUCUUCAGCCCGCUCAUGUCUGGAGCACCGGCAUGCUUAUGUCCGCAAGAACGCGGUCUUUGCUAUUUCUUCGAUCUUCUCCCACUCCCCAUCUCUGAUCCCCGAUGCUUCAGAACUUAUCGCGACUUUCCUAGAGAGCGAGACGGAUGCGACCUGCAAACGAAAUGCUUUUGCUGCGUUAGCCAGCAUCGAUCACGAUGCGGCUUUAAUCUACUUGAGCUCGGUAUUCGAGGGUAUUGCCAACGCUGAAGAGCUCCUUCAACUUGUAGAGCUGGAGUUCAUCCGCAAGGACGCAAUCCAAAACUCACAGAACAAGGCUCGUUAUCUUCGCUUGAUCUUUGACCUUCUCGAAGCGAGCGCAUCUACAGUUGUCUAUGAGGCUGCGUCGUCUCUUACUGCCCUAACCAACAACCCAGUCGCCGUCAAGGCUGCCGCCGCCAAGUUCAUCGAGCUGAGCAUCAAGGAGGCAGAUAACAACGUGAAACUCAUCGUCCUCGAUCGCGUCGAUCAACUGCGCAAGAAAAACCCCGGUGUCUUGGACGAUCUCACGAUGGAAAUCCUGCGUGCUCUAACGAGCACUGAUCUCGACGUCCGCAAAAAGGCCCUUGAGAUUGCGCUGCAGAUGGUGACCAGCAAGAACGUUGAAGAAGUGGUGCUACUUCUCAAGAAGGAGCUGUCAAAAACUGUGGACCAAGAAUACGAGAAGAACGCCGAGUAUCGAUCUCUCCUCAUUCAUUCUAUUCACCAAUGUGCUAUCAAAUUCUCGGAAGUUGCGGCCAGUGUUGUGGACCUUCUGAUGGACUUCAUCGCCGACUUCACGAAUGCGUCAGCGGUUGAUGUUAUCAACUUUGUCAAGGAAGUCGUGGAGAAGUUCCCCAAUUUGCGCCCUACUAUCGUUCAGCGGCUAGUAUCUACUCUCGACGAAGUACGCGCCGGAAAGGUUUAUCGUGGCAUUAUGUGGAUCAUUGGCGAAUAUUCUCUUGAAGAGAAAGAUAUCCGAGACGCGUGGAAGAGGAUCCGGUCCAGCCUUGGCGAGAUACCGAUUCUGGCUUCAGAGCAGCGACUUCUUGAAGACCACGGUUCUGAGGAGCAAGCAGACGACCAACCUAACGGCGGGUUCAAGCCUGCUGCUCCUAGCGGAUCUCGUAAGGUCCUUGCGGACGGUACGUACGCUACGGAAACUGCCCUCACCAGCCAGUCCUCAGCGGCGGCCAAGCUUGAAGCUGUUAAAGCGGCCCAGAAGCCCCCAUUGCGACAACUGAUUCUUGAUGGCGACUACUAUCUUGCUUCUGUUCUUUCAUCAACAUUGGUCAAACUCGUUCUGCGACAUUCUGAGCUCUCGUCGGACAAGGCUCGGACCAACGCUCUGCGUGCCGAGGCGAUGCUCAUCAUGAUCUCUAUUCUACGCGUGGGCCAAUCACAAUUCGUCAAAGCACCCAUUGAUGAGGACUCAGUUGACCGCAUCAUGUCUUGCGUUCGCUCUCUGGCUGAAUUUGAGAAGAAGAAGGAGCUUGAGAAUGUGUGGCUCAAGGACACUCGCAAGGCUUUCAACGCCAUGGUGCAAGUGGAGGAGAAGAAAAGGGCGGCAAGGGAGGCGCAUGAGAAGGCCAAGACAGCUGUGCAAGUUGAUGAUGUAGUAGACAUCAGGCAGCUGUCCAGGAAAAACGCCAGUGACGGCCUCGACGAGACCGAGGUUGACCUGGAGAGGGCGACAGGCGGCGAGUCAGCAACAGAAGACCUGUCUUCCAAGCUCAGCCGGGUUGUUCAGCUUACCGGAUUCUCCGAUCCUGUGUAUGCGGAAGCCUACGUCAAGGUGCACCAGUUUGACAUUGUACUCGAUGUCCUUUUGGUGAACCAGACCAUGGAGACACUCCAAAACCUGUCGGUCGAGUUCGCGACUCUCGGCGACCUCAAGGUGGUGGAGCGUGCCACUACCCAAAAUCUCGGGCCGCACGAUUUCCACAAUGUGCAGUGCACAAUCAAAGUAUCGUCGACUGACACUGGUGUCAUUUUUGGUAACGUCAUUUAUGAUGGUGCCCAUUCGACCGAUACCAAUGUUGUCAUUCUGAAUGAUCUUCACGUCGACAUCAUGGACUACAUCCAGCCCGCUUUCUGCACAGAAACCCAGUUCCGAACUAUGUGGACGGAAUUCGAGUGGGAGAACAAGGUGAACAUCAACUCCAAGGCGAAGACCCUCCGAGAGUUCCUGGAGCAACUCAUGGCGUGUACGAACAUGGAGUGUCUGACCCCUGAGGCAAGCCUCAAGGGUGAUUGCCAAUUCUUGAGUGCUAAUCUCUAUGCGCGGAGCGUAUUCGGCGAGGAUGCACUGGCGAACCUCAGCAUUGAAAAGGAGGGCGACGACGGCCCUGUUACUGGUUUCGUCCGGAUAAGAAGCAGGUCGCAGGGCCUGGCGCUCAGCCUAGGGUCAUUGAAAGGGCUGAAUAAGAUUGGGUCCUCUGCUUAG